UGAGGGGUGUCGGAGGUGUCGCCGCCCUGCCCCUUCCCGCCACCAGGGGGCGCCCGGCGCCCCCCCACCCCACCCCCACAGCAGGGGGCACUGCCCGCGGCGCCCACACCGCCUCUCCCAGUGCGGGGGCGGAGCGCCGCGAUGCAAAGCGCGCCCUGAUUGGCGGAGAUACCCAGGGCUGGGAUGAGAGAGGGGCUCUGAUUGGUCGCCAGCAGCUGAAGGAUUUCUGCAAUUGAGUUUCAAUUUCUGCCACACGGAUUCUUAUUCCUUUGGACACAGCAGAGCUUCCUGUUGAGCCAUGCUGCUGAAGAUCACCUUGUCUUCUGGAAGGAGAAACACAAUGAACAAAUGAAUCCCUUCACCCAGAUAUUACUCCAGUAGAUCUCCUUCUCCUCAUGGAGCACACAGGCAGGGAGGAGAUGGACUUGAAAGAGGAAAGUCCUCAAGUGUGGACCGAGUCUGCAGGACAGGACCAGAACACUGCUCAGGUGCACUUUGUCCCCGAGGGGGGGGCAGUGGCCCAGAUCAUGUACAGUGACGAGCAGGAGCGCGGCCCUGCACAGCAGGUGGUUUACACGGCUGACGGCACCUCCUACACCUCUGUGGACACCUCGGAGCACACCCUCGUUUACAUCCACCCCGUGGAAGCUACACAGACUCUGUUUACAGAUCCGUCCCAAGUGGCUUAUGUCCAACAGGAUGCUACCACCCAGCAGGUAACUGUGCUCUUGCCUGCUGCUGCUCAGAGCAUGAAUCCCACCAACCUGUCCGUGCUCGGCAGCGUUGCUGACCCCCCCCAGCCAGUGGCUCUGGAGCAGGGGCCACAAGCAGAUAGAGCAUCAUUACCGGUGCAUAACCAGGUGUUACCUCCUAUGGAGGCUGUGGAUGGUUCUGAUCCUUUAGCACCUCUACAGAAUCAAAUGGAAAGGAUAGAAACAAAGGAGGAAGAUGAUGAGGAUGAAGAUGAGGAUGAAGAUGGGGAAGACACUGACAUGGAUGAGUGGGAUCCAGAUCCACCUCGACCCUUUGAUCCCAAUGAUUUGUGGUGUGAAGAGUGUAAUAAUGCACAUCCCUCAGUGUGUCCGAAACACGGACCUUUGCAUCCCAUCCCAAACCGGCCUGUACUGACCAGGGCAAGGGCCAGCCUUCCCCUGGUGCUCUAUAUAGACAGGUUUUUGGGAGGUGUGUUCUCCAAAAGGCGCAUCCCAAAGCGUACACAGUUUGGGCCUGUGGAAGGACCCCUGGUCAGACAGACUGAGCUCAAAGACUGCUAUAUCCAUUUGAAGGUUUCUCUUGAUAAGGGUGACAGAAAAGACAGAGACUUGCAAGAGGACUUGUGGUUUGAACUUUCCAGUGAGGCUCUGUGUAACUGGAUGAUGUUUGUGCGUCCAGCUCAAAACCACCUGGAGCAGAAUCUGGUGGCCUAUCAGUACGGCCACCACAUUUAUUACACCACCAUUAAAAAUGUGGAGCCCAAGCAGGAACUCAAGGUGUGGUAUGCUGCUUCCUAUGCCGAGUUUGUGAACCAGAAGAUCCAUGACGUAACUGAGGAGGAGAGGAAGGUGCUCAGGGAGCAGGAAAAGAACUGGCCGUGUUAUGAGUGCAAUCGGCGUUUCAUGAGCUCAGAGCAGCUCCAGCAGCACCUCAACUCCCAUGACGAGAAGCUGGACUUCUUCAGCAGAACCAGAGGCCGAGGUCGUGGGCGAGGAAAGAGGAGAUUUGGACCAGGUAGACGCCCUGGCCGCCCUCCCAAAUUCAUGCGCAUGGAAGUAACCAGUGAAAAUGGUGAAAAGUGUGAAGAAGGAACACAGGACUUGCUGCAUUUUUCCAGCAAGGGGCAGUUUGAUGAGGCCGGACAAGCCCCACUGAAUGGGCUGGAGCAGCAGGAACAGACUCCGGUGCCAACAGAGCCACAGGCAGCACUGGAGCAGCAGGAAAACCACGUGCUCCAUGUACAGCCACAGCACGAGGGGAGCACGGUGCCCAUGCAGAGCACCAUGACAGCAGAUGACAUGAGGCGAGCAAAGCGCAUCAGGAAUGCAGCUCUGCAGCACCUGUUCAUCCGGAAAUCCUUCCGCCCAUUCAAAUGCCUGCAGUGUGGGAAGGCCUUCCGGGAGAAGGACAAGCUGGACCAGCACCUGCGGUUCCAUGGGCGGGAAGGGAACUGCCCUUUGACCUGUGACAUCUGCAACAAGGGCUUCAUCAACAGUGGUGCCCUCGAGAGCCACAUGAAGUUCCACAUGGACCAGAAAACAUACUCCUGCAUUUUCUGCCCUGAGUCCUUUGACCGCUUGGAUCUGCUUAAGGAUCAUGUGGCCAUCCAUGUCAAUGAUGGCUAUUUCACCUGCCCCACCUGCAAGAAACGCUUCCCAGAUUUUAUCCAGGUCAAGAAACAUGUGCGCAGUUUCCAUUCUGAGAAGAUUUACCAGUGUACAGAGUGUGACAAGGCUUUCUGCCGCCCCGACAAGCUGCGACUCCACAUGCUGAGGCACUCAGACCGCAAAGACUUCCUGUGCUCCACCUGUGGCAAGCAGUUCAAGAGAAAGGACAAGCUGCGAGAGCACAUGCAGAGGAUGCACAACCCAGAGAGGGAGGCCAAGAAGGCUGAUCGGAUCAGCCGCUCCAAAACCUUCAAACCCCGGAUCGCGUCCACUGACUAUGAGAGCUUCAUGUUCAAGUGCCGCCUCUGCAUGAUGGGCUUCCGCCGCAGGGGCAUGUUGGUGAAUCAUUUAUCAAAGAGACAUCCAGACAUGAAAAUAGAAGAGGUGCCAGAGCUCACGUUGCCCAUCAUAAAACCCAACAGAGAUUACUUCUGUCAAUACUGUGAUAAGGUGUACAAGAGUGCCAGCAAACGCAAAGCACAUAUCCUGAAAAACCAUCCUGGUGCUGAGCUACCUCCAAGCAUCCGGAAACUUCGUCCUGCAGGCCCGGGAGAGCCAGAUCCUAUGCUAAGCACCCACACACAGCUGACAGGCACCAUCGCCACUCCUCCAGUGUGCUGUCCUCACUGUUCCAAGCAAUACAGCAGUAAGACGAAGAUGGUGCAGCACAUCCGCAAGAAGCACCCAGAGUUUGCUCAGCUCCCGAACACGAUCCAUGCACCACUGGCGACAGCCGUCAUCAGUUCCACGCCAGCUGUUCUCACCACUGACAGCACGACCGGAGAAACUGUUGUGACAACAGAUUUACUGACCCAAGCAAUGACAGAGAUAUCCCAGACCCUCACUACAGAUUACCGGACUCCCCAGGGAGAUUACCAGCGCAUCCAGUACAUCCCUGUGUCUCAAUCCACAACUGGCUUGCAGCAGCCUCAGCAUAUACAGCUGCAGGUUGUUCAAGUGGCUCAGGCUACCUCACCUCACCAGUCCCAGCACUCCACAGUAGAUGUUGGGCAGCUCCAUGACUCCCAGACAUACACCCAACAUGCCAUCCAGGUGCAGCACAUCCAGGUCACAGAGCCAUCACCAGCAACUCAGUCAUCAUCACAGGCUGGGGGUCAGCCUUUGAGUCCCUCCUCGCAACAACCUCAGCAGGAGCUCAGCCCCUCACAGAUGCAGACAACUACAUCGACACAAGACCAAGCCCUCCAGCAGCAGCAAGGCUCCUCAGUGCAGCACACAUAUCUCCCCAGCAACUGGAACUCAUUUCGGAGCUACUCAUCAGAGAUUCAGAUGAUGACCAUCCCCCAAGGGCAGUACGUGAUCACAGAGACUGCUGUGGGUACCCCGGUCACCACUGUCAACACAGGGCAAGUGAAAGCAGUUACUCAGACUCACUACGUGAUAUCUGAAGGUCAGCCUGAUCUGGAUGGCAAACCAAACUCUUCACUCUCCAGUGAGGUUCAGGUGGGUGUUUCCCAGCCCACAGUCCACACGGAUCCCUUGGAAUCCCAGACGAGCAACCAGCAGCAAACCACCCAGUACAUCAUCACCACCACCACCAACGGGAGUGGCGGGAGCGAAGUGCACAUCUCCAAACACAGGACUUUCUCAGCAGAGCAUGAGUGAAAGAGCUUCAUGGUGCCAUUUGCUUGUCCUUGUCACCUCCCUGACAGCCGAGAUGUGGGGGUACCCUGGGGCUCUAUAUGUUUAAUGUAUAUGCUCACUUAUCUUCCACUAAAAUCUUGGAGCUCUUGUUAAUGCUUUAAGAGGGUUUAAUUCACAGUGACCAUUAAAUACCCUCAAAAUC
This is a messenger RNA of Vidua chalybeata, 4188 nucleotides long. RefSeq names its product PR/SET domain 10 (gene PRDM10). The record is from RefSeq and is a predicted model, not a curated record. The transcript is spliced from 24 exons. Gene Ontology annotation, molecular function: protein binding. The coding region runs from base 396 to 4007 and encodes 1203 amino acids. Lineage: Eukaryota; Metazoa; Chordata; Aves; Passeriformes; Viduidae. Gene Ontology annotation, cellular component: nucleus.